AACAACCCUGCAUUCUUUUCCUGCACAUUGAAAAUACAGAUGCAGAUCUGAGUUGCUUAUGUAUUAUUUUUACUUUUCAGCUGUUCACAGAUGGAAUCACCAAUAAAUUAAUUGGCUGCUAUGUGGGUGACAUAACAGACGAUGUUGUUCUAGUUAGGAUCUAUGGAAAUAAGACCGAGCUCUUAGUAGAUCGAGAUGAGGAAGUGAAGAGUUUCCGUGUGUUGCAGGCCCAUGGCUGUGCACCUCAACUAUACUGUACUUUCAAUAAUGGCCUGUGCUACGAGUUCAUGCAGGGUGAAGCACUGGAUCCAGAGCAUGUAUGCAAUCCGGAUAUUUUCAGACUCAUUGCCAGACAGCUUGCUAAAAUCCAUACUAUUCAUGCACACAAUGGAUGGAUCCCUAAAUCUAAUCUGUGGCUGAAGAUGGGGAAAUAUUUUUCUCUCAUACCCACAGAAUUUGCAGAUGAGGAAGUAAAUAAAAGGUUUUUAAGUGACAUUCCAAGUCCUCAAGUACUUCAGGAAGAGAUGGCCUGGAUGAAAGAAAGACUAUCAAAUUUAGGAUCACCAGUGGUACUCUGUCACAAUGACCUGUUGUGUAAGAAUAUUAUAUACAACAAGAAACGAGGUGAUGUGCAGUUCAUAGACUAUGAGUACUCUGGAUACAACUACCUGGCUUAUGACAUUGGAAAUCACUUCAAUGAAUUUGCAGGAGUAAAUGAGGUAGACUACAGCCUUUAUCCUAACAGAAAAUUACAGGAACAAUGGCUCAGAUCUUACCUUGAGGCCUACAAAGAAUAUAAAGGAUUUGGCACAGAAGUCAGUGAAAAAGAAGUUGAAGUUCUGUAUGUCCAAGUCAAUCAGUUUGCACUGGCUUCCCACUUCUUUUGGGGACUGUGGGCUUUAAUUCAAGCCAAAUAUUCCACCAUCGACUUUGAUUUUCUAGGGUAUGCAAUUGUUCGCUUUAACCAGUAUUUCAAAAUGAAGCUGGAGGUCAUGACAUUAACUCUUCCUGAGUAAUGAAGAGGAAGAAACUUGACCAAGUGGAUAGAGAACCCCUGAAUCUUUUCUGAGAACAGAUACUGGAAAAAAGCUAAACAUUUUUUGAAGUUCUGUUAAUGCUCACUUGGUGGUUCUUGCUUUAUAAAUAAUGCCUCUAAACAGUCCUUCAAUGUUAAAUUUAAUAUGAAGAGCAUACGUACUGCUGUGAUAUAAAACGGAUUAGAAACUUGCUAAAUCUAUAAAAAGUUGUAGAAAUGGCGAUUUAAUCCUUCUUUGUAAUUUAACAUGUUGUAUGUGAAUUAUUUAUUAUAAGUUUAACAUGAUUCCAUUGCUGCUUUCAUCCGUUUUUUGUAAAAGUUGGGUGCAGACAGUGACGUUGUUCCAAAGGAUUCAUUUAACAACUUGUUUUAUUAAAGUUGUGUUAACUUAUAUUAAAGAAAACAUGGUUGGAGAAUAUUAACCUUAGAUGUGUAC
This is a messenger RNA of Nestor notabilis (Kea), 1472 nucleotides long. It is a transcript of the gene ETNK1, whose product is annotated as ethanolamine kinase 1. Gene Ontology annotation, biological process: phosphatidylethanolamine biosynthetic process. Gene Ontology annotation, molecular function: ethanolamine kinase activity. Gene Ontology annotation, cellular component: cytoplasm. NCBI's taxonomy places the organism in Eukaryota, Metazoa, Chordata, Aves, Psittaciformes, Psittacidae. The record is from RefSeq and is a predicted model, not a curated record. The annotation marks the transcript as partial. The transcript has 7 exons.